AUAAACUAUAAAUGGAUAAUUAAUAAACUAAUUAAUAAGAGAUAUAUAAUACUCAAGUUGAAUAAGUAGAAGUUUAAUAAUAAUAAGAAUAAAUGGAAUAAAUUUAAAAAGAAAAAGAAAAAUGUUUAGAAUUAAAAAAUUAAGCAGGGUUAUUGUUUAGCCAAUAAAAGUUUGAAGAAGCUGCUGAUAUUUAUAAUGAAGCAAUUGAUUAUUGUCCUCUAGAAGAUUCAAAUAUGCUAUGUAUUUUAAAUUCUAAUAUUGCAAUUUGUUUAAUGAAGCAAUCUGAUUAUGAAAGUGCCUUAGAACAUUGUACUAAAUCACUUGAAUUUAAUCCUGAUUUUAUUAAAGCUUUGCUCAAUCGAGCAGAAUGCUAUGAAAGAACAGAAAAAUUGGAAGAAGCUUUGGAAGGUAUUUCUAUAAAAGAAUAUUCUAGAUUAUAAGAAAUUAAAGGAUUUAUAACCCAAAGAUAAUGUAAUUAUGAAAAAGUACAUUGAUUUAGAUUUAAAAGUUUAAUAAUUAUAGGAAAAAAGAAAGAAUGAGGCUUUGAAAGGGUUAAAAGAUUUAGGUAAUACAUUGUUAGGGAAAAUUGGAUUGAGUUUGGAUAAUUUUAAAUUACAACAAAAUGAAAAUGGAUCAUAUAAUAUAUAAUAUUAAUAAUG
Messenger RNA from Paramecium sonneborni, 659 nucleotides. Lineage: Eukaryota; Ciliophora; Oligohymenophorea; Peniculida; Parameciidae. The record is from the annotation of a GenBank genome assembly.